CUAUGUCUCUCCCUUCAUCUGACGAGCAGAAACAUCAAUCGUCUGUCGCAGAAAACACUGAUCAUGAGCAGUUCAAACAACAAUUUGGAUUGGAUCCGGCAGAUAUCGCUGCUCAUACUCCGUCACUGCGUGGUCAUAAGCUAACGGCUGCAGUGGCGUUUGUAGCAGGAACUGGGUUCACACUCUUUGGAUAUGAUCAAGGUAUCAUGUCGUCACUGCUUACGGGUAAUCAGUUUGAGGGUUCAUUCCCUGAAGUUGUAGUAGAGCCCAGUCACCCCGAUCACGCCACUCUUCAGAGCUUCAUAAUUGCCAUUUACGAAGUGGGCUGUCUCUUUGGUGCCCUGUCCAAUCUUUGGGUGGGAGAUAAGCUCGGUCGUCGAAGGACGAUUGUUGUAGGAGGCAGUAUAAUGAUAGUUGGGGCAAUUCUGCAAACUACUGCGUUUUCUUUUGCACACUUAAUUUUUGCUCGUAUCUUUACAGGCUACGGAAACGGUCUGAUAACAUCGACAGUGCCCACAUAUCACGCGGAACUCUCCCCUUCCGCAAAGAGGGGCCGAAUGAUAAUGAUGGAGGGGACAUUGAUCGUGGUUGGAGUGACCAUCGCAUUUUUCGUAAAUUGGUCGUCUGCUCAGUGGAGAGUUCCGAUAGCGCUGCAGUUAGUGUUCGAAAUCAUUAUGGUGACAUGCAUCGGAUUCCUACCCGAGUCACCGAGGUGGUUGGUAAAGCGUGGUCGCAAUGCAGAAGCGAUGGCCGUUAUAUCCGCAAUGGAAGAUAAACCUCUCUCUGAUCCAGAAGUUCAGCGCACUUACUACGGCAUUCGUGAGGCUGUUGCUGUCGAAGCAUCUAGUCAAGGGUCACUACGUGAACUCACUACCGGGGGUCCCAGCCAGAACUUUAGACGAACGGUCAUUGCUGUAGUAUUUAUGAUGAUGCAGCAGCUGACCGGCAUCAAUCUCGUUACCUUUUAUGCUACUAUUGUAUUCCAGCGUCUUGGUCUCUCCGAGGUCAACGCACGGAUCACCUCUGUAGCUAACGGCGCAGAGUAUAUUCUUGCUUCUAUUGCUGCUUAUUAUACUAUAGAUUAUGUGGGCCGGCGUCACCUCAUGCUAUUUGGAGCUAUUGGUCAAUCCAUCGUGAUGCUGCUCUUGGCUAUCUUAGGAUAUAUCAAUAAUACCCCCGCGCAGAUAGUGAGCGUGGUCCUUAUAUUUGGCUUCAACACGUUCUUUGCUUUUGGCUGGCUUGGACUAGCUUGGUUAUACUGCGCUGAGAUUGCUGGGCUCAGAACUCGAGCGCCGACAAAUGCGCUAAGCACGGCGUCAAACUGGACUUUCAACUUCGUCGUGGUGAUGGUCGUUGGCCCAGCUUUCAACAAUAUUUCCUGGCGAACCUAUAUUGUCUUUGCGGCCCUGAAUGCGAUCAUCGUUCCAGUUGUUUACUUUUUCUUCCCCGAAACCGGUGGUCGGUCUUUAGAAGACCUCGACGUCGUGUUUGCGUUGGCGUACAUAAAUGGUGAAGAUCCUGUCAAGGUCUCACUUCGGAAAGAUGUCCCGCUUGCUGGAACGCGAGAAGCGGACGAGAUUCUUGGAGUCAGCCCACGCCCUUCGGAAAACCCUCCCACGCCAUCCUCUUCAUCGGGAAAAGUCAGAAAACAGGUGUAGAUGCGAUUGCUGCAUUGAAACCUAACAGUAAGCUGCUUACGAUUCAAUCGUAUUGGGAUGCGAGUUGCAGAAUCGUGUGGUCGCAAAUUGAAUGAGCUAGGCUAGGGGGAGAAACAAGUCCUUGUAUUUUAUUCAAGUUAUG
This is a messenger RNA of Suillus discolor, 1800 nucleotides long. Its product is annotated as general substrate transporter. NCBI's taxonomy places the organism in Eukaryota, Fungi, Basidiomycota, Agaricomycetes, Boletales, Suillaceae. The annotation marks the transcript as partial. The transcript is spliced from 15 exons. Gene Ontology annotation, cellular component: membrane. Gene Ontology annotation, molecular function: carbohydrate:proton symporter activity. Gene Ontology annotation, biological process: transmembrane transport; carbohydrate transport. The record is from RefSeq and is a predicted model, not a curated record.